AUGAAUUGCUCUAUACUCAAAGUAAAACAAGCGGUUGACACAAGGUGGAACUCGGUGCUAAUUAUGAUAGAAAGGUUGUUGGAGAUUAAGGAUCCACUGAUAAUAGCACUCACGAACCUGCCCUCUGCCCCCGAACCAAUAGAGGCAUCAGAAUGGGUCAUAAUAUCUGACAUUGUACCAAUUCUGAAGCCCCUCGAAUUGUUAACAGUCGAACUUUCGGGUGAACAAUAUUUAACAAUAUCCUCGGUGAUUCCACUGAUUCGAGGAUUACAAUUUCAUUUGCGAAAUAUUCAACCUGCGACAGAUAUUGGUUUGUGGCUGCAGAGUAAACUAUUAGAUGUGAUUUCGAGACGUUUUAGCAUUUUAGAAUCAAAUAAAAUUAUAGCAAAAAGCACUUUUCUCGAUCCACGGUUCAAAAAAACAGCUUUUGGAUUGGAAGAGAAUGCCAGAAAUGUCCAGGCAUGGAUUACAGAUGAGGUUGCAAGCAUGAUUGCAACUAAAACGGAAAAUGCGACCCAACUCAACCUAACACAAGCAGGAAAUGAUAGGGCUCCCUUGCAAAAACAGGGAAAUUUAUCACUAUGGGCGCAUUUUGACAGUAAACUCGCAGAAGUUGCUAUAAAGUCAAAAACUAAACCAAGCAUAAUGGCCACUCUGUGUGUAAGACACUAUUUAGAAUUGCCUCACAUUGAAAGGAGCGCAGAUCCACUGUUAUUUUGGGAAGAGCACAAGCAUAUGAUGCCAGAACUAUAUGAGCUCCAUAAAAAAUACUUGUGUGUACCAGCUAGUUCGGUUCCAAGUGAAAGAAUUUUUUCAAAAUCGGGCCAAAUUACCAAUGACAGUAGAAGUAGAUUGUUACCAGACAAUUUAGAUAUGAUUCUAUUCCUUAAUUCAGUUCUUUGA
Acanthoscelides obtectus is the source of this 903-nucleotide messenger RNA. Lineage: Eukaryota; Metazoa; Arthropoda; Insecta; Coleoptera; Chrysomelidae. The record is from the annotation of a GenBank genome assembly.